Messenger RNA from Tinamus guttatus (white-throated tinamou), 1403 nucleotides. Lineage: Eukaryota; Metazoa; Chordata; Aves; Tinamiformes; Tinamidae. The record is from RefSeq and is a predicted model, not a curated record.
UGAAGCUGAAAGUGCAGGAAAUUUAAAGGCUUUGGGUCCUUGCAAAGCAGACAAACUGGUGCCAACGUGCGUGGCUGCUGUUGCUGCUGAGGAGGCUGCUUUGCAAACGGUGGAGAGGAGCGGAGAAGAGGAAUCGGCAGCAACUUCUUCCCUACGGACGGGCAGACAACGAGGAGCAGAAGCAGCAAACAGAGUUUGCAACAAAAAGAGGCAUCUCCCUUUCCCGGGGAAGGUGAAAAGAAGCGGCAGCGGCAGAAAUUUGGAGCGGCUCCACUGGGAGAAAUUUUAUAGAGAAGCUUGCAAGAGAGAGAAUUUGCAGGGGGCUUGUUCUCCUGGCUUGUUAGAGGGCUGCCUUUGCUGGUGGUGCGGGGAGUGGAGGUGAUCCCCGUUAAAGACAAGCUAUUUUGGAUAUCCCCGUACAAGUUUUCUGAUGUAUUUGCUUGCACCUUCUUCCCCUGCUGUUUGGUGAACCCAGCCCCCCUCCCCCCCCCCACCGAUCUCCCGAGGAUGGAUCAUUCCCAGUGCCUUGUGACUAUAUACGCCGUAGUGGUUCUGCUGGGUCUCCGGUUGGAGCAAGGCGCCUGCCAGCACUAUCUGCACAUCCGCCCGGCUCCCAGCGACAACUUGCCCUUGGUGGAUCUAAUCGAGCACCCGGACCCUAUCUUUGACCCCAAGGAGAAGGAUCUUAACGAGACCUUGCUCAGGAGCCUCAUGGGCGGACACUUCGACCCUAACUUCAUGGCUAUUUCCUUGCCCGAGGACCGGCUGGGAGUAGACGACCUGGCUGAGCUGGACUUGCUGCUCAGGCAGAGACCCUCGGGAGCGAUGCCCAGCGAAAUCAAAGGGCUGGAGUUUUACGACGGGCUGCAGCCGGGCAAGAAGCACAGGCUGAGCAAGAAGCUGCGCAGGAAGCUGCAGAUGUGGCUCUGGUCCCAGACCUUCUGCCCGGUCCUAUACACGUGGAACGAUCUCGGCAGCCGCUUUUGGCCCCGGUAUGUCAAAGUGGGCAGCUGCUACAGUAAAAGGUCUUGUUCAGUCCCAGAAGGCAUGGUUUGCAAGCCUGCCAAGUCCGUGCAUUUAACGAUCCUGAGGUGGAGGUGCCAGCGCCGGGGAGGGCAGCGCUGCACGUGGAUACCCAUCCAGUACCCCAUCAUCUCGGAGUGCAAGUGCUCCUGCUAGGGCUUGCACCUCCCCGCCUGCCCCUUCUCUAGCGGACUCACGUGGACCUUUGCUGCAACAAAAAUAAAAGACAUUUGCUUUCCGGUUAACGUUGUAAUGCACUGUAACGUGUAGGAGAAUGUAUAUUGUGUGUAUAUAUGGCACCGUUUUAAUAUACUAUUAAAAGGUCAGUAUUAUACGUGAAAUAAUCAGUGUCUACUGUAUUUUUAAGACUAUUACCCUGA